CUCCUCCUCUUUCCUCUCGCCUAGUCAAUCUCCUCCUCCCUCGCCCAGUCACUAUCUCCUCCUCUCUCCCCUCGCCUAGUCACUCUCUCCUGGGCCACCGCUCCAGGACUGCUCUCCCUCUCCUCUCCCCUCGCCUAGUCACUCUCUCCUGGUUCACCGCUCCAGGACUGCUCUCCCUCUUCUCUGGUGCUAAGGUCGUUUUUGGUCCCUUUUUUGGUACUUUUUGGGUCCUGUUCCAGUUGGAUCUUUCAGUCAUCAUGAUACCCUCUCCGCCAUUGUUCCUGUUGCUGCUCGGCCUCAUGGGAGCGCAUGCCACCCCUCCCGUGUCCGUGGACCUCCGCACCGCUGCCGCCAUGGCGGCAGGUCUGUGUAACACUCGCCCUACAGACCUGGUGUUCAUCGUGGACAGCAGUAGGAGCGUGCGUCCGUCAGAGUUCGAGCAGGUCAAGGUGUUCCUGGCCAAGGUCAUCGAGGGACUGGAUGUUGGACCUGACGCCACACGGGUCGGAGUGGUCAACUAUGCCAGCCGCGUCAAGAAUGAGCUGUCUCUGAAGACCCAUAAAACCAAGGCAGGUCUGGUAAAGGCUGUGACUAAGAUCGAGCCCCUGUCCACUGGCACCAUGACCGGCCUUGCUAUCCAGUUCGCCCUCAACGUAGCUUUCAGCGAGGCUGAGGGCGCCCGCGUCAAGUCCCCAGACAUCAGCAAGGUGGCCAUCAUUGUGACAGACGGUCGUCCCCAGGACAACGUAAAGGAUGUGGCGGCGCGUGCCCGGGAUGCAGGUAUCGAGCUAUACGCCAUUGGCGUAGGGCGUGUAGACCUGAAUACGCUGAAGCAGAUCGCCAGCGAGCAGCUGGACGACCACGUGGACUACGUAGAGAGCUACUCAGUCAUCGAGAAACUCACCAAGAAGUUCCAGGAGGCUUUCUGUGACACAGUGGCGGACCUGUGUGCCACUGGAGAUCAUGACUGUCAGCAGGUAUGCAUCAGCGCACCAGGGUCAUUCAAGUGUGCCUGCAAGGAUGGCUUCAGUCUACUGGAGGAUGGCAAAAGCUGCAGCGCCUGCAGUAAUGCCGCCACAGACGUGGUGUUCCUGAUCGAUGGUUCUAAGAGUGUGCGUCCAGAGAACUUUGAACUGGUCAAGAAGUGGAUCAACCAGAUCGUAGACAAACUGGACGUCUCCGAGACCAAGGCUCAUGUUGGACUGGUCCAGUACUCCAGCUCUGUCAAACAGGAGUUCCCUCUGGGACGUUACAACAACAAGAAGGACCUAAAGGACGCAGUGAAGAAGAUGGCCUACAUGGAGAGGGGGACCAUGACAGGACAGGCCCUGCGCUACCUGACCGACAGCAGCUUUGCACCAGCCGGUGGGGCACGGCCCGGGGUGGCCAAGGUCGGCAUUGUGUUCACCGAUGGACGUAGCCAGGACUACAUCGGAGACGCCGCCAAGAAGGCCAAGGAGCAAGGUUUUAGGAUGUAUGCUGUGGGCGUGGGUAAUGCUGUAGAGGAUGAGUUGAGGGAGAUAGCAUCACAGCCAACAGGAGAACACUACUUCUACACUGCUGACUUCAAAGCCAUGACAGCCAUUGCUAAGAAGCUGCAGAUCAACAUCUGUCAAGAGGAGGACCCAUGUGAAUGUGACUCUGUCGUUAAGUUCCAGAAAAAAGUAGAAGAAGCCUUACAGGCACUUACGAAAAAACUGGAGGGCGUGUCAAAGAGGAUCGCUGCACUGGAGAACAAGAUUGUCUGAGGAUACACACACAUACCCCAAACACCCCCCACAACACAC
Oncorhynchus nerka (sockeye salmon) is the source of this 1787-nucleotide messenger RNA. It is a transcript of the gene matn1, whose product is annotated as matrilin 1. Gene Ontology annotation, molecular function: calcium ion binding. Bases 258 to 1748 code for a protein of 496 amino acids. Lineage: Eukaryota; Metazoa; Chordata; Actinopteri; Salmoniformes; Salmonidae. The record is from RefSeq and is a predicted model, not a curated record. The transcript has 10 exons.